AUGACACGACAAUUCACACAAAUAAAAGAGUUUUUGGGACGCACUGGUGGUUCCAUAGAAGACCCUCCAAAUGUUGAUUAUGAGAAUUUUCGUAUAUUAGUAGUUGGAGCUGGAGGACUUGGAUGUGAAGUCUUAAAGUCAUUAGCGAUGGUUGGUUUUCGAGACAUAACAGUGAUAGAUAUGGACACGAUUGAGUAUUCCAAUUUGAAUCGGCAAUUUUUAUUCCGCCGCAAAGAUGUUGGGAGACCCAAAUCCGAGGUAGCUGCUGAGUUUGUGAUGCGUCGUGUACCUGGGUGUCACAUUUCACAUAUAGUUGGACGUCUUGAAGAUCAGCCGGAGUCCUUUUAUAAAUCGUUCAAAUUAGUGAUCAGUGGGUUAGAUAAUUUAGGAGCACGACGGUGGACGAAUUCGAUGUUAUGUUCCUUAGUUAAAACCGAGAAUGGGGAGGUAGACCCAUCGACAGUCAUUCCAUUAAUAGAUGGAGGUACUGAAGGUUUUCAAGGUCAUGUUAUGGUAAUAGUACCUGGGAUAGCUGCAUGUCUAGAAUGUCAAGUCUCUUUAUUCCCACCAGCCAAAACCUUCCCGAUGUGUACUAUAGCAGCACAACCAAGACUUCCAGAACAUUGUAUAGCUUGGGCUUCACAAAUAGCUUGGGACAAUGCUACUAUUAAUAAAGCUUUUCCAUUGGGUACUAAAGUCGAUGCGGAUAACCCCGACCACGUCAAAUGGAUUUAUGAAAAAGCUCUUGAAAGAGCUCAAGAGAAGAAUAUCAGUGGAGUCACUUAUAAAUUAACACUCGGAGUCAUUAAAAAUAUCCUCCCAGCUAUCGCGUCGACUAAUUCAUUAAUUGCUGCUCAAACGGCUAAUGAAGCGUUUAAAUACGCUACGGGCGCAGCUAACAAUCUUGAGAAUUAUGUCAACUACUUCGCUAGAGAUGGAAUUAAUACUACAGUCGAAAAUUUACAAAGAAGACCAGAGUGCUUCGCGUGUGGAACUAAAUCAGUCGAUUUGGUACUUCCACUCCACACUACUUUACAAGACUUGGUCGACAGACUCACCGAUAACCCACAAAUCCAGCA
Messenger RNA from Entamoeba invadens IP1, 1079 nucleotides. RefSeq names its product NEDD8-activating enzyme E1 catalytic subunit, putative. NCBI's taxonomy places the organism in Eukaryota, Evosea, Mastigamoebida, Endamoebidae. The record is from RefSeq and is a predicted model, not a curated record. Gene Ontology annotation, cellular component: nucleus; cytoplasm. Gene Ontology annotation, molecular function: NEDD8 activating enzyme activity. The annotation marks the transcript as partial. Gene Ontology annotation, biological process: protein neddylation. The transcript has a single exon.